Molecule: messenger RNA, 984 nt
Organism: Exophiala oligosperma
Lineage: Eukaryota; Fungi; Ascomycota; Eurotiomycetes; Chaetothyriales; Herpotrichiellaceae
Exons: 4
Coding region: 1-984 (327 amino acids)
Source: RefSeq, a predicted model, not a curated record
AUGACCCCACGUCUGGAGAAGGCCGUUGUUGCAGAUGUAGAUCAGGUUCUCCACUUUUGUCGCCUGAUGAUCGACCGAGAACAUUUCGGCACGCUUUGGCCGAAGUAUAAGGCUACCACGCAGUACCAUUGCAUGGUGUGCAAGGUUCAAGAUACUGAUUCUAAGAUGGAUUUCCCCAUCCUAUGUGAGCAUCUCCUUCAUCGGGAUCUCGUUCAGGCUGAGAAGAUUCAGAGGAUCACUUGGCUUCUAGACAGAGUGUACGAUGUGCUGGGUUCAGAUAACAAGAUAGCAAAGGCCGUACCGUUCAAGGUCACUCCGAAAGGCGCGAAGCAAGACCGUCAAUACCAGGCCAUAUUACGGUACACAGGACCGGACAUCGAGACGCGCCUCACGCUGGAGCAAAACCACGAGCAUUGGCUCGCACAUCCUCAAUAUUUCUGGGAGCCAGUGAAUCACACUGCAUUCGGUGGCCUGAGUCCAGAAGCACAAAUUGUCAGCCGUUACCAAGUUGCGCAGGUAUCUGCCACAGAUAUCGCCAUUGCAUUGACUGGACAAACUCAUGGUGAAUUGUUCGAUGAUCGAUGCAAGACCGUGAAGAAGAUGAUCGAUUCAGGUUCUUACUAUCGAUCUUUAGAGCAGGCUCUAGGUAAGGGGGUUACCUUAGCCCUCGGGAUCAGCCUUGCUGAAGACACAUGGACCCGUAUCAUGACGAAGACAACGCGAAAAUUCGAUACCGGCGUCAGACAUCUGCGAAACACACAGCUUGCGGAAAUGGCCCAGACGUACGCUCAACUCCGUGAGACGCUGGUUCAGUUUGAAAGAGAACGUCUGUGGGACCGUACCGAAAUGUUUCCCACGACGUAUAAUCAUGCCAUGGUCAUGGACGACCUCCAAUACGCCGAGACCGUACAUCUGAAUGAUGACGAGUGUGAUGCAAUGCUCCAGAUUUGCAUUGACGGUGACAUCCCGAUGCCACCCUUCUGA